Coregonus clupeaformis (lake whitefish) is the source of this 1504-nucleotide messenger RNA. RefSeq names its product GTPase IMAP family member 7. Bases 177 to 1190 code for a protein of 337 amino acids. Gene Ontology annotation, molecular function: GTP binding. The record is from RefSeq and is a predicted model, not a curated record. Lineage: Eukaryota; Metazoa; Chordata; Actinopteri; Salmoniformes; Salmonidae. The transcript is spliced from 3 exons.
CACUUCAUGGCUACAGACGUCACUUCAUGGCCCACUUACUGUACCUUGGCUUCCUAUCUGGGUACGCGCCAAACAGCACUGGGGCGGUACACCGCGUAAUUUAGCAUUUUAUCACCUCAAUCUCAGAGUAUCCGAUGGGAUGGUAAAAUCACAGAUAUUUGUUAUUUAAAUUAUCAAUGGCAUCUUCUAAAUCGACAGAUGAAGAUUAUCCGCUGAAAGCAGUGCAGAGAAGGUCCAGCGUUGAUGGUAGACGUCCCAAUAUGUCCAUGUCCAGAAUUGCGCUGGUGGGGAAGACUGGUGCUGGAAAAAGUUCAUCAGCCAAUACAAUCCUGGGGCGAGAUGCCUUCAGAUCAGCUGUCAGUGGGUACUCUGUCACCAGAGAGUGUUCUAAAGAGACAGGGGAGGUGGGGGGCAGGGAGGUCACCAUAGUGGACACACCUGGCCUGUUUGAUACUUCUCUCUCUGAGGAGACAGUGAAGAGAGAGAUAGCUAAAUGUGUCAACAUGUCAGCACCAGGUCCCCACGCCAUCAUAGUUGUGAUUAAAGUAGCUACCUUCACAGAGGAGGAGAGAAGUGCAGUGAAAAAGGUUGAGGAGAUAUUUGGGAAAGAUGCCAAAAAAUACACCAUGAUCCUUUUCACCCAUGGAGACAAAGUUAAAGGGGGCAUCGAAAAAUGUGUGGAGCAAGCUGGUGAAGACCUCAAGCUGAUUUUGAAGACAUUCGGGAAUAGGUACCACAUCUUCAAUAACAUGAAAACAAACGACCGUACCCAAGUCUGUGAGCUGUUUGAAAAGAUUGAUGACAUGGUUGCUGACAACAAUGGGGACUUCUACUCUAACUACACAUACCAAAAAGUGUCCAAAAUGCUGGAGGAGAGAGAGUCAAAGCUCAAGGAGGUAUAUGAGAAGAAACUACGAGAAGAAGUCAAGGCGCUUAAAUCAAAAUAUGAAGAAGCUAUGUGCGCACUGCUGGAGGAAAACCUGACUCUAAAAGAGGCUGAAAGGGAGGGCAGAAACAGAGAGAGUGAGAGAACUCAGAAGAGAUGGGACAAUCGCAUUCAAGAGACAAAGAGAUUUUAUGAUGGUUUAAAGAAGAGAACGCGAUAUGUUGUAGAGCAGGUCCCAGACACUGAGGACUUUGAUGACAUUGUUGGGCGAUACCCAGAGACCCUGUCCUUAAAAUGGAACUAACUACUGUAUAGGCUUAGUAGUGGUCAUUUGCAGUGAAUGCACACAAUUGAUGUGAUGGUAAACUACUUUGUAUCACAACAUGUGAUGAUAGGCCCUACUGUACAUUUGAAUGAUCUUUAAAUAAUAACAGAAUCACAAAUGAUAUGUGUAUAUUUGGUAGGCCUGUUUCUCAUUUUUCUACAGGAAAUGGUCAUUCUAAUUCUGUAACCAAAGUAUAAGAAAAUACAAUUGUUGCCUUGUUGAUGAAUUUGUAUUUAUUUUUCUAAUCCAAGUAUUGUCUAUUUUUUGUCAACAUUAAAACCUAUUUGAUGUGC